Messenger RNA from Stereum hirsutum FP-91666 SS1, 2240 nucleotides. Its product is annotated as alpha/beta-hydrolase. The transcript has 3 exons. The record is from RefSeq and is a predicted model, not a curated record. Lineage: Eukaryota; Fungi; Basidiomycota; Agaricomycetes; Russulales; Stereaceae. The coding region runs from base 131 to 1969 and encodes 612 amino acids.
GCAGAGCUCUCCUGCUUUCCUCGAUGACUUCUACAACUCAGGCGUAUCUUUACUCUUGACCGUAAAUAUAAGUAUCGAGCCCAACUCUGGUCUGAUCCUUGACUUAGGCACCUACUUCUGACCAGUAGGCAUGUCCACUCCAACCGCAGACGUCGAGGAAAAGCCCAACGAGCGUUUGAACUCCUGGCGUACCACUAGUUGCGAAACUAUCCGACUACGUCGAGCCCCUGUCACCACCUUGGCCGCGUUUCUUGCGUUUGUCUGGGUAGUACGGGUUUGUCGCCACGGCAUGUGUGUGCACGACCGCGAGCAUGGUAUGUACGAACACGGAGGUGAGGUGAAGUUCAAAGAAUUCGACUGGUAUGAGCUUCAACCCCAAAAUAAUAUCACCUGGACCGACUGCUUCGCAAAUCACAAAUGUGCCCGUCUCAGCCUGCCUCUCGACUACACCACGCCCAACGGCCCAAAGACAGAGAUUGCCCUCCGACUUAUACCCGCCACAGACAUGACCAACUACAAAGGAAGUCUUCUAGUCAACCCUGGAGGGCCUGGCGCGUCUGGUACGGCGUUCGUCGCGAAGUGGGGUGACAAGCUCCAGAAGAUCGUAGGCCCCGAGUUCGACAUCCUCGGUUUUGAUCCUCGAGGGACGGGUGCUAGCACGCCUCAGGCGCAGUGCUUCGACUCGGAACGACAGUAUCAACAGUGGACUCUCCAGUCUUUGUAUCCAUUAGUACGCCCUGAUGACUCUCGUUCACUCGCCACCGCUCGCGGCCGUGAGACUGUCCUUGCAGAGAGAUGUGCUCGGGCGAUUGGAGGCGACGAUAGGAGUGACCUCAACGGCACUGCAGAAGAGUGGGGAAUCGGAAGGUUCAUGAGUACGGCACAUGUUGUAACUGACAUGGUUCACAUCGUGGAGAAAUUAGGACAGGAAAAGUUGCAGUUUUGGGGCUUCAGUUACGGUUCUCUCCUCGGUCAAUAUUUCGCCACAUUAUACCCGGACAAAGUCGGUCGAUUGGCGAUCGACGGAGUCUGGGACGCCACAAAUUAUACCGCAGGCGACUUCGCCACUGGUCUCACCGCGGUCGAAACUGUCAUUCACGCCUUUUAUGAGUUCUGUUACAAAGGAGGUCCUACACGAUGUGCGCUAUACGAGCCAAGUCCUCAAGGAGUCCAGAUACGCGUUGACGCCAUCUUCGCCAGUCUUCGUGGAUCUCCCAUCCCGCUUCCCUUCGCUUCGUCCGGUCCAGCAUUAAUCACGGAGGGCGUCAUGAAGAACAAGCUCUUCUCUUCUCUUUACACCCCCAUCGUCAAAUUCCCCGUCUUCGCAGAGCAGAUGCGAGCCGUAGAGACGCGUAAUCAGACCGCACUCGAGACCAUCGCUGAAGGUGACCUAUCCGUCCAAUGCAACUGCGACGGGAAAGACCUCCCUCCCUGGUCCAUCAGCAACCACGCCAACCAAGCCGUCAUGUGCAGCGACAUGAUUCCCGCCACCGGAGACUACUCCCAAAUCGAAGCUUUCUACACGAACGUAUCCGCCGUCUCCCCCCUGGUCGCACAGAUCUGGCUCCCCGACAUACUCACUCGCAUCGAAUGGUCGAUCGAGACGAAAUGGCGUUACGAGGGUCCAUUCGGCGGAAACACGUCGCACCCGAUUCUCAUCCUCGAGAACACGUACGAUCCGGUGUCCUCACUCGUCGAAGCGAAGGCGGUUGCGGAGAAAUUUGUGGGGGCAGGGUUGUUGGAACAUCAUGCGCAUGGUCAUUGUACAGUUGCGUCGCCGUCGCUAUGUACUGCGAAAGCUGUACGAGCUUACUUUGUUAAUGGGACGUUGCCGGAGCCUGGGACUGUUUGUGAGCCUGAGGAAUUACCGUUCGUUGGGAAGGGAGCUGAGUUGAAGACACUUUCGCGGGAAGAUGCAGAAUUGCUGGAGGCGUUGGAUGCUUUGAAAGAAGCUAUUCCUCACCUUUGAUGAUGCAUGCUAUGGUAAUUGAAGCAUCGCUUGACAGCCUUUAUCCCACCCUCGGUGUCAUUCUUUCGUAUUCUGGAAAAGUUCUGCAAGUUGAAUACCUAUUAUUUGUUGUCGCGAAGUAUGAUGUUUGUCUCAGGCCGAGGUGGAAAAGUUGGCGCUUGCUGGGAAGGGGGUUAGAUGUGUUGUCGGUGGAUCUGAAGCUGCCGGAGGACCCUGAAGGAUACGAUACCUCAAUUUAGGACACGCAAUGCCACGAGGAACGUAUAGGUGG